CCGCUCAUUAUUUUUUACGGUUCAUCUUUUUGUUUAUCACGCUUGUCGCAAAAAUCUUCUUUUUUUAGCAUUUUUUCUUAAAUUGUAAAUAAAAUUAGGUUUUAAUUAAGAAAUUUAGCAAUGGAAUUGCCUCCAGGAUUUGAAAAAGUCAUUCCUUGCCCUUAUAAUCCGAGUCACAUGAUUUUACCUCAUCGAAUGCAAACUCACUUAACAAAGUGUGCCAAGCAACAUCCCCAUAUGAAACUGGAAAUUUGUCCUUUUAACGUCACUCAUAGGAUGCGUUAUGCCGCAAUGAAGGAACAUAAACUUCGUUGUCCCGAUCGCGUAAAUUUCGAACAAUAUUUGAUAGAUGUUGGAACUUCCAAAAAAGAAGAAACGCAAGACAGUUUGUUGAUGAGACAACAAAUUCAAUUCAACCCUUUUAUGACGCCUGAGGAAAGUUGGGACGAUCUGAAUGUUCCAACGUACGACUUCAAAAAGGCAGCUGAAUCAAAGAAUGUACUCCGAAGCAACAAUGGCAUGACGAAAUACGAACGUCAAGUUUUCCGUGAAAAGGAACGCAUUCGCUUGAACGAGAUUCAAGAGAAAGAAUUUCGUUGAACAAGUUUUCUGAUGAAAGGCAGAUGCAAUUAGCAAAAAUGUUUCACACUUUCAAUUUUUUUAGAAUUUUUAAUUGAAAUUUCAUAGAAAAAGCAAAUUUAGCAAAAAAUUCGAAAAACUUUUUUUAGAAUUUUUUUUUCACAAAAUUAAACUUGAUGAAAAAUUUGUUUGGCUUGUAAAAAUGAAAAAUUAAAGUUGUACAAACAAAG
This is a messenger RNA of Culicoides brevitarsis, 809 nucleotides long. RefSeq names its product gametocyte-specific factor 1 homolog. Lineage: Eukaryota; Metazoa; Arthropoda; Insecta; Diptera; Ceratopogonidae. The transcript has 3 exons. The record is from RefSeq and is a predicted model, not a curated record. The coding region runs from base 121 to 600 and encodes 159 amino acids.